This is a messenger RNA of Gorilla gorilla gorilla (western lowland gorilla), 6633 nucleotides long. It is a transcript of the gene SIM2, whose product is annotated as SIM bHLH transcription factor 2. NCBI's taxonomy places the organism in Eukaryota, Metazoa, Chordata, Mammalia, Primates, Hominidae. Gene Ontology annotation, biological process: regulation of transcription by RNA polymerase II. The transcript has 11 exons. Gene Ontology annotation, molecular function: DNA-binding transcription factor activity, RNA polymerase II-specific; RNA polymerase II transcription regulatory region sequence-specific DNA binding; protein dimerization activity. The record is from RefSeq and is a predicted model, not a curated record. Bases 57 to 2060 code for a protein of 667 amino acids.
GGGGCUCCGCGGGCCUGGAGCACGGCCGGGUCUAAUAUGCCCGGAGCCGAGGCGCGAUGAAGGAGAAGUCCAAGAAUGCGGCCAAGACCAGGAGGGAGAAGGAAAAUGGCGAGUUUUACGAGCUUGCCAAGCUGCUCCCGCUGCCGUCGGCCAUCACCUCGCAGCUGGACAAAGCGUCCAUCAUCCGCCUCACCACGAGCUACCUGAAGAUGCGCGCCGUCUUCCCCGAAGGUUUAGGAGACGCGUGGGGACAGCCGAGCCGCGCCGGGCCCCUGGACAGCGUCGCCAAGGAGCUGGGAUCGCACUUGCUGCAGACUUUGGAUGGAUUUGUUUUUGUGGUAGCAUCUGAUGGCAAAAUCAUGUAUAUAUCCGAGACCGCUUCUGUCCAUUUAGGCUUGUCCCAGGUGGAGCUCACGGGCAACAGUAUUUAUGAAUACAUCCAUCCUUCCGACCAUGAUGAGAUGACCGCUGUCCUCACGGCCCACCAGCCGCUGCACCACCACCUGCUCCAAGAGUAUGAGAUAGAGAGGUCGUUCUUUCUUCGAAUGAAAUGUGUCUUGGCGAAAAGGAACGCGGGCCUGACCUGCAGCGGAUACAAGGUCAUCCACUGCAGUGGCUACUUGAAGAUCAGGCAGUAUAUGCUGGACAUGUCCCUGUACGACUCCUGCUACCAGAUUGUGGGGCUGGUGGCCGUGGGCCAGUCGCUGCCACCCAGUGCCAUCACCGAGAUCAAGCUGUACAGUAACAUGUUCAUGUUCAGGGCCAGCCUCGACCUGAAGCUGAUAUUCCUGGAUUCCAGGGUGACCGAGGUGACAGGGUACGAGCCGCAGGACCUGAUCGAGAAGACCCUAUAUCAUCACGUGCACGGCUGCGACGUGUUCCACCUCCGCUACGCACACCACCUCCUGUUGGUGAAGGGCCAGGUCACCACCAAGUACUACCGGCUGCUGUCCAAGCGGGGCGGCUGGGUGUGGGUGCAGAGCUACGCCACCGUGGUGCACAACAGCCGCUCGUCCCGGCCCCACUGCAUCGUGAGUGUCAAUUAUGUACUCACGGAGAUUGAAUACAAGGAACUUCAGCUGUCCCUGGAGCAGGUGUCCACUGCCAAGUCCCAGGACUCCUGGAGGACCGCCUUGUCUACCUCACAAGAAACUAGGAAAUUAGUGAAACCCAAAAAUACCAAGAUGAAGACAAAGCUGAGAACAAACCCUUACCCCCCACAGCAAUACAGCUCGUUCCAAAUGGACAAACUGGAAUGCGGCCAGCUCGGAAACUGGAGAGCCAGUCCCCCUGCAAGCGCUGCUGCUCCUCCAGAACCGCAGCUCCACUCAGAAAGCAGUGACCUUCUGUACACGCCAUCCUACAGCCUGCCCUUCUCCUACCAUUACGGACACUUCCCUCUGGACUCUCACGUCUUCAGCAGCAAAAAGCCAAUGUUGCCGGCCAAGUUCGGGCAGCCCCAAGGAUCCCCUUGUGAGGUGGCACGCUUUUUCCUGAGCACACUGCCAGCCAGCGGUGAAUGCCAGUGGCAUUAUGCCAACCCCCUAGUGCCUAGCAGCUCGUCUCCAGCUAAAAAUCCUCCAGAGCCACCGGCAAACACUGCCAGGCACAGCCUGGUGCCAAGCUACGAAGCGCCCGCCGCCGCCGUGCGCAGGUUCGGCGAGGACACCGCGCCCCCGAGCUUCCCGAGCUGCGGCCACUACCGCGAGGAGCCCGCGCUGGGCCCGGCCAAAGCCGCCCGCCAGGCCGCCCGGGACGGGGCGCGGCUGGCGCUGGCCCGCGCGGCACCCGAAUGCUGCGCGCCCCCGACCCCCGAGGCCCCGGGCGCGCCGGCGCAGCUGCCCUUCGUGCUGCUCAACUACCACCGCGUGCUGGCCCGGCGCGGACCGCUGGGGGGCGCCGCACCCGCCGCCUCCGGCCUGGCCUGCGCUCCCGGCGGCCCAGAGGCGGCGACCGGCGCGCUGCGGCUCCGGCACCCGAGCCCCGCCGCCACCUCCCCGCCCGGCGCGCCUCUGCCGCACUACCUGGGCGCCUCGGUCAUCAUCACCAACGGGAGGUGACCCGCUGGCCGCCCGCGCCAGGAGCCUGGACCCGGCCUCCCGGGACUGCGGCGCCACCGAGCCCGGCAAAUGCGCACGACCUACAUUAAUUUAUGCAGAGACAGCUGUUUGAAUUGGACCUCGCCGCCGACUUGCGGAUUUCCACCGCGGAGGCCGCGCGCGCCGGUGCCGAGGGCCGAGGAGCGCCCGGGUCCGGGCAGGUGACCGCCCGCCUCUGUCCUGCGAGGGCCGGUGCGACCCAGUUGCUGGGGGCUUGGUUUCCUCACCUUGAAAUCGGGCUUCACGCGUCUUGCCUUGUCCCCAACGUUCCACAGUAGUCCCGCUGGGGGAUUGAAGCGGUUUCACUCCGCAAAUAUCCUCCACUUUCAGGAGGGAAAACCCACCCUGCCACAGUCCGCUCUUCCAAGUGGAUGGCAGACCUGGGAGGGGACGCCUGUGUCACGAGCCCUUUUAGAUGCUUAGGUGAAGGCAGAAGUGAUGAUUGUAAGUCCCACGAAUACACAACUCCACUGUCUUUAAAAGUCAUUCAAGAGUCUCAUUAUUUUUGUUUUUAUUUAACCCUUUCUUCAAUACAAAAAGCCAACAAACCAAGACUAAGGGGGUGACCAUGCAAUUCCAUUUUGUGUCUGUGAACAUGGGUGUGCUUCCCAAAUACAUUAACAAGCUCUUACUUCCCCCUAACCCCUAUGAACUCUUGAUAACACCAAGAGUAGCACCUUCAGAAUAUAUUGAAUAGGCAUUAAAUGCAAAAAUAUAUAUGUAGCCAGAGAGUUUAUGAGAAUGACCCUGUCAAGCUUAAUUAUUACGUGGCAAAAUCCCUCUGGCCCACACAGAUCUGUAAUUCACUAGGCUCGUGUUUGCUACAAAUAGUGCUAAUAAAGUUAAACUGCAUGUGCAAUAUGGAACACUGUCCAUGGACUGCACCUUGUGAAGGAAAAACACGCUUAAUGAAAGUGAUGUAGACAUUUUAAGCAUUUUCUACACAGCGAGAAAACUUCAUAAGAACAUGUUACUUGUGCAACAGGUAAACAGAAAUCCUUUCAUAAAGCACCAGCAGUGUUUAAAAAAUGAGCUUCCAUUAAUUUUUAUUUUUUAUGGGUUUUGCUUAAAGAUCUCAACGUGGAAAAAUCCUGCCAUGGCUCUGAACUGCACAAUGCAUUGAACCAGCGUCCUUCAAUUUUCUUCACACUAUCAACACUGCAGCAUUUUGCUGCUUUAUCAAAACGGUUUAUUUUAGGAAACUUUUUCCACCUUUCUGAAUGGAAAGAGGUUUUCACAAAUGUUUUAAACUCAUCGUUCUAGAAUCAAGUGCACCUACACCAACUGCUCUCAAAAUGUGAACUGACUUUUUUUUUUUUGCCAACCCUGUGUCACUUAGUGAGGACCUGACACAAUCCCUACAGGGUGUCUGUCAGUGGGCCUCAUGGUAAGAGUCACAAUUUGCAAAUUUAGGACCGUGGGCCAUGCAGCGAAGGGGCUGGAUGGUAGGAAGGGAUGUGCCCGCCUCUCCACGCACUCAGCUAUACCUCAUUCACAGCUCCUCGUGAGUGUGUGCACAGGAAAUAAGCCGAGGGUAUUAUUUUUUUAUGUUCGUGAGUCUUGUAAUUAAACCGUGAUUCUUGAAAGGUGUAGGUUUGAUUACUAGGAGAUACCACCAACAUUUUUCAAUAAAGUACUGCAAAAUGCUUUUGUGUCUACCUUGUUAUUAACUUUUGGGGCUGUAUUUAGUAAAAAUAAAUCAAGGCUAUCGGAGCAGUUCAAUAACAAAGGUUACUGUUGAGGAAAAAGACCCUAUCAUAGAUUUACAAGUGACAACGUGGACAGGCGUAACAGAGUGUGUAUGUACUUGAAAAAGAAAAUGUGUACUAGUGAAAACGUCCUUGUCUAAACAAACUUCGUUUUCAUAACCUAGAACAUGAAGGAAGAUUCUUACACGAGCUGGCUUCAGGACGGCCAGGGCUGAGUGCAAAGUUAGCAGAGCUGUUACUGUGGCAACCUAAUAUUGUUACCUCCAUCUUGAAGAGUCUGCACAUUUAAGCUGGGGAUAGCGUUUCUUGACUUCUGUGAGGCUCCGGCAGGGGAAGAGGAAGCAUUUUAAUACAUAUGCCUCUCUUUUACAAAAAAGAAAAAAAAUCAUCGUAGGCCCUAACAUGUACCAUGUUGACAAAAAUGCCAGAUCAAAUGGAUUUGAGAAAUAAGCCCAAUUCAAGGCUGGCUCAGCCCUCCACGGGGCCUCCCAGGGAAAGGAAUUCCUUUAUGUUCUUGGAAGCCCUUUUCUAGAAAAGCCAUUCCAUUCAUACCUUUGUAGAGCAGUAGGCUGGGUGUGGAGGGCAGCGUGGAGGGUAUCUGCAAGAGCCUGCAUUUUCCGCCUCCCUUGCCCCCACUCCUUUUAUCCUUUUAAAAGUCCUAUCAGCCCUGCCUUCGUCCCUUCCGCCCUAAGCCCUAAGAGUGGGGGAGGUUUAAUACGGCCAAUGGAUCUUGUAUAAAGUCUAUGUAAGUUUUGAUUUACCAGAGCUAUAAGAUGGUUAAGGUAGACUAGUGGGGGCUGCUACAGAUAAAAUGAGAUACAAAGAACAUUUGCAAAUAAAUGCCAUAAAAUUACAGUAGCUUGGAAUUUUAGUGAAUCAUGGCCCUUGUGUUAUCCAGAAUGCAUUAUUCAAGCUGUUCCUAAACUUAAGUAUGACAUAUAAGAUUAAAAUCUUGGGGGGAAAAACUGUUCAGAUGAAAAGUCAAGAAGUUUCCACAAAAGAAAAGAAAAAUCCUAAAAACAAUCUAGCUGUUGUUACAUUAAAUUUAUUUCUCACCUCAAUUAAAAGGGUUUUUGCUUUGGAGUUUUGUUAACUUUCGUUCUUUGGAGUAAUAAUAUUUCUCUUGUGUAUGGCGCUGAAUACAUUUGUCAAUAAUACGUCAAAAAAAAAAACACCUGGCUUCUUAAUACUUGGAAAUACAUACAUACUCCUUACUAUGUAAAACACUUUAUUUAUUUUGUAAAAAUAUGUUUAAAUAUGAAUAAAAAUACCGUAACCCAAAGUAGUUGCCUACUUUUAAAAAUGAAACUUGUAAAAAUAAGAGUGAGCCCAAACCACAUAGAAAGUCUUAGUUUAUUUUGGUAGACUUGCUUUUUAUAGGCAUUGGUUUAAAGUGGUUCUUUUCAGAGACAUCCUUUGAGAAGUUAAAAUUGCAGAGGCUUACGCUUUCUUUUAUUUCAAAUAUGCAUAGUGAUUAACCAGGAAUAAGGAUUCUCCCAUGUUCUGCCUGUUAAGAGCAAACAGAUCUGGAGAACGGAAGCCCACCCUGCCUCCCUUUUCCAUCUGAAGCAGUGCGGUGAGGCUGGCUCCUCUCUUUGUUCCCAGACUCCAGGGCAAGGGGCGACCAUGCUGUAUAUGCUGUGCCUUGGGGGACCCCCAGAGGCUGCGCUCUGUGGCCUGUGCUCCCCCGACCUGUGCACCCGCACCCCAGUCGGCCACUUGCUCUCACAUCAGGCGACGUCAGCCUGCUGCAGUGAAACUCAACCACGAUUUUCCUUUGCACACAAAUCCUUCCUACUUCCACCACUCCCUAGCAAAGUUCCCAGUGCCAGAGAGCACUGCUGGGGUGGGGGUGGGGACAGGAAGCCCAGUUAUUGCCGUGUUCUAUUUUAGGGGGCACUUCCUCAAGAGUCCCCCUGAAACCUGUUACCAGCCUGGAAGGGAGGAUAUUUUGCUUUUUACAAAAUACGGUCGAUACUCAACGCACGGCCUCUAAAACAAGGGCUGCUCCAGUGUUCUAAAAGCACACGCCAAUCCUGAGGUUAGUGACCACAUUUUAAAGAUCAUGAGGAAAAUGCCAAGUUCCCAUUAAGACUUUAAAGCUCCUUGAGAUCCCAGGUUGCGGGGUGCAUAAAUGGCCCAAAUCGGAGAGUGUGCUAUAGCAGGUAGACAGGUUUCGCUAACACGAACAGCUAUCAGUAAAAUGCCUUUAUUCAGCUAAUUCUAUAGAAGCGGAGUUUUGAGAGUCUUUGGUUCAUGUGAGGCAAAAUCAGGUUUAUGGAAAACGCAGCAUCUGCUUCGAGGCUGCUUCAUCUCUCUCAGGACAACUGAGUCUCCUGCGCGAGGGAGGAGCGCCUGUUGGAAAGCACAGAGCACAGCAGUAUGCCCGGAACAUCUCCAUAGCCUUUGACAAGGCCACACUUCAUUAGUUUUAAUUUGCAGAAAGGAAAUUAAAUGAUAACAUUUUUUCCCAAAGCAGAGUGUCCAGAAUAGGACUUCAGCUUAAAACAAAACAUAGCAUGUUUUUCAUUAAAUAACCCCCAAAGAAAUUCAAAAAGUGAUGAUGGCAGCUCUGAGAGAGGGCUUGCCUUAUAUUACAAAGUCUGAGAAAUGAAACCUACAUCGUUAGCCUCGAGAUCUUUGUCCCUGAUGACAUUCUGCAGAUGCCCUCUCAAGGGUAAGUCCAUUUUGUAAUUUGGGGAUGGUGUGGACUUGUAUUUUACUUAAGUUUCUAACUAAUUUUGAAAGAAGUCUUGGGCAUUUGGAGAAGAGUGGUUUUUUGUUGUUUUUUUUUUUUUUGUGGUUUUUUUUUUUGAGAAAAAUAA